AUGGCAGAUGGUACCUACAGGUUCCAGCAGCCUGGGGCCGGGCAGUUCUACUUCCAAACACAACCACAGCAACCUUCACACCAACGACACACCGUUCAAAACGGGACCAAUUCUCCGGGUCGACUGAAAUUCAACCACGACACCCCCUCCCCUUCUCGUUCGCCCCCCGCAAACCAAUCAGCCUCCCUCAAUCCGUUCACCAUGUAUGGCCAGGGCCAUCAGGGACAACAUGUCAUGAUGAAUGGCGGUCAGGCCCAUCAGCGGUUUGGCAUGCAGAUCCCCAAAUUCCAAUCGGCUGCGCAAAACCAUCACCCUCAUCAUGCUCAGCAACCACACCCCCACACGCAUCACACCCAAACCACCCAUAGCCUCGCUCAUCAGCACAACUUCUCCGGUGGCGCCCUUGCCACAACCACCCCUCACUUCACCUCCACCCAUCUCCAGAAUGGAGCCUCUACCGCAGUCGACGAUGAUAUGGACGAAUCAAUGAACGAGCAUUGGCAGCAGCAGCUUCAGCUUGCGGCGGAGUCAAGGCAAGCCAAUUCUCCACACUACUAUGCCCGGAUCAUGGCACAGCAGUCCAAGGGAAUCCAGAUCCUGCCUAGCAAGACUGAAGCGUCAGAGCAAGGCGCUGAAGGUCGAAAUGGUACAGUCACUGGCAAAUCCGCUUCCCGUCAAGGCUGGAAUGCACUUGAUUUUGGCGGCCAAGGGCUCCGUGCCAUGGCCUUUUCAUUGUUUAACUACGUCUUCCUAGAGAAGCUCUACCUCAAUCACAACAAACUGAAAGCGCUCCCCCCAGCAAUUGGCCAGCUCCGGAAGUUGACUCAUCUUGAUCUUUCCGGAAACGACCUCACGGAGCUCCCUGAAGAAAUCGGUAUGCUGUCCAAUCUUAAGAAGCUUUACCUUUUCGACAACAACAUUCGCAACCUCCCUUAUGAGAUGGGAUACUUGUAUCGGCUGGAUACACUAGGCAUUGAGGGCAACCCCCUCAAUGAUGUCCUCAAGUCCCAGAUCAUGAAGGAUGGAACCAAGGCCUUGAUCAAAUAUCUCAAGGAAGAGAUGCCAGUCCACCUGCCUCCCCCUGAUCGAGACUGGGUAAUCCUCGACGAGACUGCGAGCUCAGGCAAUAGUCCUACUGAGAAGAUCACCGUUCUUUCUUACAAUACUCUUUGCGACUCCUCUGCCACCCAGUCGCACUACGGUUAUGCUCCCUCUCGCAUUCUUUCUUGGGAGUUCCGCCGCGAACUUAUCCUUAAUGAAUUACGAUCUCAUAGCUCGGACAUUGUCUGUCUCCAGGAGGUUGACCAGGGAAGCUACAACAACUUCUUCCGGGAACAGCUGGCCUACAACAAUUACAAGGGCGUUUACUGGCCCCGUGGGCGUGCAAUGGGCAUGCAGGAGGAAGAUGCGAAGUCCGUCGACGGCUGCGCUAUUUUCUACAAAGGAAGCAAGUAUAUUCUGCUCGACAAACAGCUGAUCAAUUUCGGUCAGACUGCUGUUCGUCGACCGGACGCCAAGGGCCAGGAUGAUAUUUACAAUCGCUUGUGGCAGAAGGAUCACAUUGCAGUCGUAGUCUUCCUAGAGAACCGUCAGACCGGUGCACGCUUCAUGGUCGUGAACGCUCAUCUCUACUGGGAUCCGGCCUUCAAAGACGUCAAGCUUAUCCAGACAGCUAUUCUGAUGGAAGAGAUAACAAAGCUCUCUGAUGGCUAUGCCAAGUGGCCCGCCUGCACUGACAAGACCGCGUUCCGCUUUUCUGAGGCAGAAAGUGGCUCUGAAAAUGCACCGGUCACGGAACCUGCGCCGUCCAUGGAAUACGCGAGCGGUGACCAGAUUCCUCUCCUUAUGUGUGGUGACUUCAACUCCUCGCCCGGUUCGGCGGCAUACAACCUCAUCGCCAACGGCCGGUUGGCUGAGGAGCACCCAGACCUGGAGAAGCGUCUGUAUGGCAACCUCAGCCGCGUCGGUAUGACGCAUCCCUUCAAGUUGAAGUCGGCCUACGGCGCCAUUGGAGAACUUUCGUUCACCAAUUACACGCCUGAUUUCAAAGAUAUUUUGGAUUACGUGUGGUUCUCGUCUAAUACGCUGCAUGUGUCCGCACUCCUCGGAGAGGUGGACAAGGAGUAUCUUCGGCGGGUACCUGGGUUCCCCAAUUUUCAUUUUCCUAGUGAUCAUGUCGCAUUGUUCGCGGAGUUUACCGUUAAGGGGAAAAAGGGUAAGGUUGUGGAGGCAGAUUUUGGGCCUCAACGGCACUGA
Penicillium macrosclerotiorum is the source of this 2256-nucleotide messenger RNA. RefSeq names its product CCR4-Not complex 3'-5'-exoribonuclease subunit Ccr4. The transcript is spliced from 2 exons. Gene Ontology annotation, cellular component: nucleus; cytoplasm; CCR4-NOT complex. The coding region runs from base 1 to 2256 and encodes 751 amino acids. Gene Ontology annotation, biological process: nuclear-transcribed mRNA poly(A) tail shortening. The record is from RefSeq and is a predicted model, not a curated record. NCBI's taxonomy places the organism in Eukaryota, Fungi, Ascomycota, Eurotiomycetes, Eurotiales, Aspergillaceae. Gene Ontology annotation, molecular function: poly(A)-specific ribonuclease activity; protein binding.